GAGGCGGCGCGGCGAGAGCUGCGGGAGGUCGUGAGACCCCUGAGGGAGCCCGGCUACCGGGAGGCUCUGCAGAGGAAGGCCGAGAGGGCGAGGAAGAGGAGGCUGCGCCUGCAGCGGAGGAAGCAAGAAGCCAAGGCGGCCAAGGAGGAGGAGAAGGCCCGGGCCGCCGAGCGGGAGGCCAAGAUCGACCAGUGGAGGGCCAAGUGCAUCCAGGAGGUGGAGGAGAAGAACCGAGAACGAGAACUUAAGGCUGCUGCAGACAGUGUCUUGUCUGAAGUACGGAAGAAACAAGCAGACACCAAGCGGAUGGUGGACAUCCUGCGUGCGUUAGAAAAGCUUCGGAAACUGAGAAAAGAGGCCGCUGGCAGGAAAGGUGUCUGUCCACCUCCCUCUGCAGACGAAGCAUUUGAAAAUCAAGUGGAGAGUCUCAAAACGUUGCUCAAAAAUCGCACGGAGCUGUAUGAAGCUGAGGAGAGAGCGUUAAGAGUUAUGUUGGAGGGAGAACAGGAGGAGGAAAGGAAGAGAGAAAUGGAAAAGAAACAGAAGAAGGAAAGGGAAAAACUACUACAGCAGAAACUUGAGAUCGAUUCCAAGCUGUUUGGGGAUCCAGAUGAAUUUCCUCUAGCCCACCUCUUGCAGCCCUUCAGAGAGUAUUACUUACAAGCUGAGCAUUCUGUCGCAGCUCUAAUCCAGAUCAGGCACGAAUGGGAUCAGUACUUGGUGCCAGCUGAUCACCCUGAAGGAAGCUGCAUCCCUCCAGGAUGGGUUCUUCCGAGUCUCCCCACAAGUGACACUUGGGCCACUGCUGUCAGAUAAUUUAGUAAUAAAUUACUUUAAUG
Leptosomus discolor (cuckoo roller) is the source of this 839-nucleotide messenger RNA. It is a transcript of the gene PDCD7, whose product is annotated as programmed cell death 7. The record is from RefSeq and is a predicted model, not a curated record. Gene Ontology annotation, cellular component: U12-type spliceosomal complex. Lineage: Eukaryota; Metazoa; Chordata; Aves; Leptosomiformes; Leptosomidae.